AUGCCACCCCCGGGAGGGAAGGGUGUACGGGAGGCGGCCAAAAAGAGUGUCACAGGAGCUGGUGAGCGCAAGAAGGCUACCGAGCCUCCGAAGCCAGGGUGGGCCUUGACUCCGGAGAGGCUGGCGGCCAUGACCCCCACUCAACGCCAACACCUCCUACUCUUUGGCGACCUGCUCGACGACUCAGGUAAGGCCGCCUCCAUGUUCCCACGCGGCUCGGUGGAGGUAUCCUACUGCAUGCCCGACCUACGCGCCUGGACGCAGGCGUUCGAGGUACCAGAAGAGCGUCAGAAACGGCUACUGGGCGUCCUCAAGGCAGCGGAGGCCCGCGGCCGAGUCCGCGCCCUGCGAUUGCGCUACACCCGAAUGCGGGCAGAGGAAAUCGCUCUCCUGAUCCAGAGGCAGGGCUCUGCGCGCGCCGCCAUCCGGCUGGAACUGUUCCUGCCACCGGAACUGAAGCCCACGAAAAUCUCCGAUCCUCUGGGCCGACAGGAGGUGCGGGCAAGCCUAGAGACAGGUGGAAGGGUCCCGUGCCUCGCCGUACACUGACCCCAGCCCCUCUCUCCGCAGAGGAGGCGUGUUGAGACAAUCCUGGAGGAGGCGGUAGAUGGAAGCAUCUUCCCGCGUUGACCGCGACCUUGGCCUACUAGGACCCGGGUUACAGCGGUUCCCCAGCCACUCACAUAAAGUUCUCUUCAGAGGGC
Molecule: messenger RNA, 704 nt
Organism: Acomys russatus (golden spiny mouse)
Lineage: Eukaryota; Metazoa; Chordata; Mammalia; Rodentia; Muridae
Gene: Lkaaear1
Product: LKAAEAR motif containing 1
Exons: 2
Coding region: 1-549 (182 amino acids)
Source: RefSeq, a predicted model, not a curated record